This is a messenger RNA of Zea mays, 1165 nucleotides long. RefSeq lists its product as uncharacterized. The transcript has 3 exons. The record is from RefSeq and is a predicted model, not a curated record. The coding region runs from base 1 to 921 and encodes 306 amino acids. Lineage: Eukaryota; Viridiplantae; Streptophyta; Magnoliopsida; Poales; Poaceae.
AUGAGUUCGCCACGCCCUCGCUGUCGACGUGCCGUUGCGGCCGCGGGGGCGUGCGUGCGGUGCGGCCGUGCGCCACUGCACCCGCCAUGCGCGCGCGCGGCCGGCAGCCCGGACAGACAGCGCAUAGAUUCCGGCACACGGGCGUCCUGCCAACCACCCGUACGUCGUCCCAUCCACGCGGCCUCGCUGGCACGCCACCAACCCGGCCCAGCGGACCCGAGGCCGCAGCCGAUCGCACCGCCGCGGCGCCAUCCCUCCCUCCAUAAACUCCCGCCCCCCGCAGACCACUCCCCCUCCCUCAGUAGUCAACCCCAGCGUCCCGCGCUCGCCCGGAAGCACAUCAACACCAGACAGCACUACAGUCUACAGCAGCAGGGCACCACCACCACAGCAAUGCAGCAGAACGCCGCCCGCCUGCUGGCCGCCGCCGUGGCCUGCCUGGCGCUGGCGCUGGCGCCAUCCUCGGACGCGCAGGGGACGGCGGUGCCGUCGUGCGCGGCGAAGCUGGUGCCGUGCACGGGGUACCUCAACUCCACGUCCACGGCGGCGCCCGCGGCGGCCUGCUGCGGGCCGCUCAGGGAGGCGGCCGCCAACGAGACGGCGUGCCUCUGCGCCAUGCUGCUCAACAGGGCCGCGCUGCGGGCGUUCGGCGUGGCGCCCGAGCAGGGCCUGGUCCUCGCCCGGCGGUGCAACGUCACCACCGACGCCUCCGCCUGUGCCGCCGCCGGAGGCUCAGCCACUGACGGCAGUACUGCUGCAUCUUCAGCUUCCACCGGCAGCGCUUCCUCCACCUCCUCCUCCUCUUCUUCAGUGGCCAAACCAACAGCCAACGGAGGCGGCGUGGCGCGUCGCCUGAGCAUGACUGGCGCGUCCUCAUUGCUAGGCUUCAGUUUCAUCUGGUGGUGGGCGGUCAUGGCGUAGGAGUAUCUGCCGUGGCACCGGCGAUUUUCCUGGCUGGAUCCAGAAUUCCAGACUUAUAUGUACUACUGUUGUGUUGAGUAGCAGGUUUCAUUGCUUCUUUUUAUAUAUAGUAUGCCCUGUUGUACCACUACCAUUGCUGCCGUGAGCAGAACAAGAGAAAAAAAUGUCAAGAACGAUGCAAACAACCAGACGGAAAGAACGUACUCUCAUUUUAAAUAAUUAAUAGAUUCAUUAUGUUUUUAUA